CAACAAAGCACUCCAAUAUCAAGACUUCAAGGAUAACAACAAAGAGUUUUCGCAUAGCCGGCCGCUGCGGAACGUUUUGUGCAUUUCUUAUUGUAUCACUGCCGUAGAUUGUAGACAACUCUUGCUUCAACUUAAUAAGACCGUUUCCCAUGGGGAAAGGGCGUGACUCCGGGAGGCGCCAAGCGGAGUCCCGCCCAGCGGCUGUCGGCUGAACGCGGAAGACUGCAGCUCAUUGCUGCGCAGGGCUGGCGGGGACCUGCUGUGUGGCAUGACCAAGAUGGAAUGCGCAGGGCCAGGAGGCUUCAAAGGCCUCAAGUGGAAAUGGAUGCAGGACCACGUGAAGGAGCAGGAGCAGCGUCAGGCUCUGCAGCAGGUGCAGCCGUCUGCGGGGCCGGGUGCUUCACCCCCACCCCCAGAGGUGGCGCCAGCGCCCGCGCACUGCUCGGGGGUUGGUGCUCCUGUUGACGGGGCUCAGCCCACAACAACGCAGCGCAGCUUAGGAGGGGGCUCCCAAUCGGGUCAAGCUACGUCGGCGGCACAAACCCCUGUCCAGGCUGACGGGCCCAAUCGCUCGACAACACCAGGUGCAUCCUUGCCGAAUGGCUGGGAAAGCAAAGCAGCUGAUGUUGAGGACCGGAAGUCAACAGGGUCCGCGGGCCCCUCGCAGCCGGGCGCGAUCGCAGCCGUCACACCAGCAGCACCAGCAGUGGCCGCAGCCGCGGCGGCAGCACCGCUUACUUCGCCUGCGGCAACAUUAGCAUCAGCUGCAGCACCUGCACCUGCACCUGCACCUGUAGCAGCACUAGCGCACGCAGCACCGGCAGCGGCUAGCACGGCGGCCAGUGCGAAGUGCAGCACGGCGUUGUCUCCGCCGCUGGUGCUGCCGCCAUCCGCCGCCGCCCGUCUCGCCGGAGACGCGGCGCCAGCGCCCGCAACAAUAGCAACGCCCCCGCCUCCCACGGCUGCAACCUCGGGACCAGCAAGCAUUACAGUGCCUGUGACAACCACUUCACAGCCCGCUGCGGCGCCCACGCCUGUGGCGGCUUCAGCCGCGCUGGGUGCGGCAGCCGCGGCGGCGGCAGUUGCAGCGGCGCGGACGCGGCUGCCGCCGGUCCGGGCUCCAUCAGUAAUGACGUCUGUGGGCAAGGCGGCCGCGGCGUCGACCGUGGGGGCGGACUUCGGGGACGACUUCUUCACGCCGCUGCCAAAGUCGGAGGCAGCGCCAGUGAGCCGCUCCAACAGCCUCGUCAUGUCGACGGCGCAGGCGGCGAUAGCAGCAGCUGCGAUGUCAGGCGGGGCGGGAGCGCUGGGGACUGGCGGCGACACGGGCGGGAAGGAGUCGUUGGAGCGCAAGCUGCCCCCCAAGAAGGCGUCUUCGCGGCUGCCAGGGAGCCACUCGGCCUCUGCGGAGCCGGCGGACGGCGGCGAGGCAGCGGGCGUGGGGCGCAGCCGGACGCCGGGAGCGGCAGGCGCAGCGCCCGGGACAUCUGGCGGGGGCGCUUGGGGGCCGACCGCCGCUGGGGGCGCGGUGUCGGGUGCGGCAGGAACGUCAGGCCGGGACCAGGCGGCCGGGCAAGCAGCAGCCGGCGCAGGCGGGACCGGGAAGACGUCGGCUGCGGCUGUGAAGGGCGACUCCCUCGGGGUGGGGCAGGCGAAGGGCGCGGGGGUGGCAGGGUCCAAACCCACUGCAGCCGGCAAGGACAAGGACCGGGACCGGGAAAAGGAGGGCGACGCCAAGGAGGGAACGCGCCCGCGUGAUGCCACGCCAGCAGACGCCAAGGAUGCCUCGGGCUCGGGCCGCGGCGCGGGUGCUGCUGGUGCGGCGGCGCCAGCGGAUAAAGCUGAAAAGGCAGAGCGAGGGAGUCGUGCAGACAAGGGGGACAAGGGAGAGAAGGUCCCGGUAGCAGGUGCUGGCGGGAGUAGCGCGGCGGCGGGCACCGGCGCGGAAGGCGGCGACCGGAAACGGCCCCGGUCAGAGGUUGGCAAGUCGAAGGCCGGCAAGGACGCGGUCGCUGCGGAAGCUGCGGCGGCUGGGCUGCUGGACCUCCAGUCGCAUUACGUGGUGGAGACGCUGGCUGACCGCAUCAAGCGCGCCAAGCGCACCGCCACCUCCUCCAGCGACCACGACGGCCCCACAUCGCACGGCGGCAGCGCCGACCGACACCACGGCCCCGGGACGCACGGCGCAGCGCACGGCGGCGCAGCCGGGGCGCAUCAUGCGGCGGGCAGCGACGCCGCGGGGCCGCCGCACGCGCACCCAGUGCCGCAGCACCAGCUGCCGCGGGGGGAGGAGCUGUCUGGUGAGGCGCAGUCCCGGGGUGCGGAUGCGCCGCCGCCGUGUGCAGGGGCGCGGGAAACGACUUGGACAACGGGCGCCGGCGGUGGCUUGGCCGGGCCCGGCGGCAACAGCGCGAGCGUCAAGCAGCAGCAAGCGGCCAAGGCUGCUACGGCGAAGGAUGAGGGCGUGGGAAGCGGUUCACAUAAGACGCAGGAUGCCCGGCAUCCCGCCGCGGAGCUCAACGCAGUUGCCAACCUGCGAGGCUCUGCCGGCGGCGCUCAGACCGACAGCAGCGGCGGCGGCGCGGGGCCGGCGGUGGCGGCGCAGCGAGCCCUCAACGGCAGCGGCGCAGGCAAGGGCGCAUCUGCCACGCCGGGCUUGUCGCCAAGCGUUGCUGCGCCGCUACCGCCUAACGGCAUGAAGCGAAUGGCGGAUUUUCCCUCUCGCAACCGCGGCUCAGGCGGCGGCGCGCCGCCCGCCAAAAUGGCGCGAACAGACCCACAGCUGCCACGGCCAGCCACAACCGGCCAGGACCGGCGAAGCGGCGGCGGCGCACCGCCCGCAUCGUCGGAGCUGCCGGCCUCCAAGCUGGCUGCCGGCCAGCGUUCAACAAGCGGCCCUGUGGCCGUGAAGCCGGAGCCGGGCAGCGGCGUUGGGGAGGGUGCCGGCGGCGGUGGUGGGCGCACUGGCACGGGUCCUUCACCACCGUCGCGGCGGACCGCUGAGGUGGAGCCACUGCCGGCGGCGGGCAGCUACAAGGGCAAGCUAGGGGGCGGCGGCGGCGGCGCGAGCCGCGGCUCGAAGGAUGGCGGGGGCGACAGGGGUGCGAGCGGGCCACGCGGCGCGGGCGCGGAGGGCGGCGCCGGGAACGGCGCUGCUGGCGGCGGCAAUGCGGCCGCCGCGGCCACCACCACGACGGAACCCAAGACGGACUCGGACACGCGGACGUCGCGCGUUGUGGAAUGCUUUUUCGACUUGGACCAGCCGCCUCGCGCGGGCGUGGUGCCCGGUGUGUCGGCCUCGCUCUCCGGCCUGGGCUCCACAGGGUCACGGCUGGGCGCUGCCGCCGCCGGAGGCGGCAACGGCUUCUCCUGCCACAAGGCCCACGCGGCAGGAGGAGGUGGAGAAGGCGGCGGUGCGGCGGCGGCGCCCCAGCUGUUGGACCUGGCCAAGGUGCGGUCCUUCAAGGACCUGUGGGUGCAGCUGGCGGCGCUGUAUGAGGGCACGCUGCCGGACGAGAUCGACUCCAAACUCAUAUACCUGGAUGAGGACGGCGACUGGAUCAUGGUGACUCCGGAUGAGCCGUGGGCUUCCGUGUCCUCAGCAGCCACCAAGGUGCUCAUCACGAACCGCACAUGAAAAGCGGUCGUGAAGAGGACUCACGGCGUCCCCGGUUCGCGGCGUCAGAGGAUGGUGGCUUAGCAUCGGAGGGCAGCCGGUGAUGGGACUGAAGGUGGGCCGCAGACGGCAUGGUUUUGGAGUGGCAAAGAGAGAGGUUCGAUGCAGCGGGGGAUCAUGCAGAAACUGAUACAUAGUCGGGUAGGCUCCUUAGGUAGGGAUGCAUAGAAGCAUCUUGCAAUGCCGUUGAUUGAAAUGACAGUUUAGGAAACUCUUGAAGUAGGGAACACCCCCUCUCCCUCGAUCGUUUUGGCCAUGGCGUGUUGAGAGGGCUAGUAGGGUAACGACAGGGACGGGGCAUGUAUGUGCAGAGCAACGAUGAAUGCGUGUCACUGUGUGAGUUAGGUGCAUGGAGCUUGAACUGAAGAGCCACGUGAUUGAGGGGUUCGCAGUACGGCGCGGACUCGUGCAGCUGGGGGGACUUGCGGGGCCCGGUUGGAAAGCGUGGAGCUUGUGGAGGGUGUCGGACCAUAAUCCGCUCUAGCGUGGGCGCACACCUAAAUUGUCGGGACGCCGGGCUGAGUCAGGCGCGUGCCUGAGCUUGAGUACUGGGAGCCCAGAAUUAGCGUACACAAUUGUAUCUUUAUGGCAAAGCACAAUUAUCAAGGAAAAUGCCACGCUGGCACCAAGCCGGUGUUUCUUCGUUGCCGCCCUGCGCUCGUCCUUCUCGCCGUCCUCGCCGUC
Messenger RNA from Chlamydomonas reinhardtii, 4360 nucleotides. RefSeq lists its product as uncharacterized. The record is from RefSeq and is a predicted model, not a curated record. The transcript is spliced from 7 exons. Lineage: Eukaryota; Viridiplantae; Chlorophyta; Chlorophyceae; Chlamydomonadales; Chlamydomonadaceae. Bases 269 to 3637 code for a protein of 1122 amino acids.